Molecule: messenger RNA, 975 nt
Organism: Auxenochlorella protothecoides
Lineage: Eukaryota; Viridiplantae; Chlorophyta; Trebouxiophyceae; Chlorellales; Chlorellaceae
Product: Ethylene-responsive transcription factor WRI1
Exons: 8
Coding region: 1-975 (324 amino acids)
Biological process (GO): regulation of DNA-templated transcription
Molecular function (GO): DNA-binding transcription factor activity; DNA binding
Source: RefSeq, a predicted model, not a curated record
AUGCUCUACACCAAGCAAGGCGGCGACGUGCACCAGGAGCCUGGACGUGGAGUCGCGCAGGCCGGAGAGGAUUCCGGGACGCAAACCUCAGCCGAGAGCUUGCCUGAGCUGAAUCCCGGGCCGGGCCCACCCACCAAAGCUGCCCCGCGUUUUAGAGGAAUUACCAAGCACAAACGGACUCAGAGGUAUGAGGCGCACUUCUGGGAGCAGAAGAAGCAGGUGUACCUUGGCAGCUUCCAGCACGAGGUGCAUGCUGCAAAGUGCCACGACAUCAUGGCCCUGCGCUGCAAGGGCCUCGCGUGCGACGCCCUGAACUUCCCGGCAGAGACCUACCGCUGCAUGUUCCACCUGAUCGAGGCCAUGACCCAGGUGGGGUGGCUGGCAGAGUGCUACCACUGGCAGCAGCCUCUGCACGCCGUGUCCUAUCUCAGCGCCGACCUCCUCCCACGCACGCUGGUGCUGGAGGCCUCGGCGGAGAGCGCCCCCGCGCCCUCCCUCGGCGCCCACACCCACGCCCCCGCCACCUCCUCGCUGCUGGGCAAGCGGGGGCUUGCGGCGCUGGGCGGGUUCGAUGAGGCCUGGGACGCGCUGGAGAUGGAGGAGCUGUGGAGCGACAUGGAUGACUCCAUCCUCACCCUAGACUCCCUGGAGCAGUCCUUCAUGUACCGCGGCGGGCCCCCCAGCCUGGACCCCUUGGAGCACAUCGAUGGCACCGCCCUGUUUCUGCCCGCCGAGCUGCGGCCCCCGGGCGCUGAGGGGGCCGGUGGCCGCACGGGGGGGGUGCCGAGGCUGAUGCGUGCCGGGCCAGGCGGCCUGACGGUGUCCAUCGGGUCGGGGCAGGGCCUCAAGCGACACGACUCCUCCCUGUCGGGCCUGUCGCAGAGCGGGGAGCACUCCACGCAGAGCAUGACGCCAUCCCAGGUGUACAGAGGCGUGCCGUUGAGCGCCAGCCAUGACCCGGCUCAAACCUCGUAA